Venustampulla echinocandica is the source of this 1926-nucleotide messenger RNA. RefSeq names its product putative choline carnitine o-acyltransferase protein. The record is from RefSeq and is a predicted model, not a curated record. Gene Ontology annotation, molecular function: carnitine O-acetyltransferase activity. Gene Ontology annotation, biological process: carnitine metabolic process. NCBI's taxonomy places the organism in Eukaryota, Fungi, Ascomycota, Leotiomycetes, Helotiales, Pleuroascaceae. The transcript is spliced from 4 exons. Gene Ontology annotation, cellular component: mitochondrion; peroxisome. Bases 1 to 1926 code for a protein of 641 amino acids.
AUGUUGAAAGUGCUUGCAAAGGGUCGUACGCAGUCCCAGGUGCUUCGGAGCAACUUCAAGCCCAGUGUGAGCAGCGUAGGAAUCGGAAUGGCGCCCACACCCAAAACUGCCCGGAGCAGCAGCUCUUUACCAGCAGGGUACAGAGAAGAUUCCUCGAAAGGUGCUAUGUUACGGUUCGAGGAUUCUCUACCUAAACUACCGGUCCCAACCCUAGAAGAGACGGCGAAACGAUAUCUCAAAUCUGUCCACCCACUUCUCUCAUCCACCGAAUUCGAAUCCACAACCAAAGCUGUCCAGGACUUCAUAAAACCGGGCGGAAUUGGCGGCAAGCUUCAGGAGAAGUUGCUUGCACGACGAGAAGACCCAAAACACAAGAACUGGCUCUAUGAUUGGUGGAAUGAGGCUGCAUAUCUCACGUACCGGGACCCAGUUGUACCCUAUGUGAGCUACUUCUACUCUCACCGAGAUGACAGGCGGCGGCGGGACCCCUCAAAGCGUGCAGCUGCUAUAAGCACUGCUACUUUAGAGUUCAAGAAGCAGGUGGACCAGGGCUCACUGGAGCCAGAGUAUAUGAAGAAGCUUCCAAUUUCCAUGGAGAGUUAUCAAUGGAUGUUCAACGCCUCUCGGCGACCUGCGAAACCUGCCGAUUAUCCUGUUACAUUCUCUCCGGCAGAGAACAAGCACAUCCUAGUGAUUCGCAAGAAUCAAUUCUUCAAGGUUAUGCAUGAGGUUGAUGGCAAGCAACUCAACACCUCUGAAUUAGAGCAGCAAUUCAAACAGAUCUACCAGAAGGCAGAGAGGGCACCUGCAGUCGGAAUCCUUACCACUGAGAACCGCGAUAUCUGGACCGAUGCUAGAGAGGUUCUUCUAAAAGCACACUCUGGAAAUGCCGAAGCCCUGAAGACGAUCGAAUCUGCUUCAUUUGUAGUCUGCUUGGAUGACGCUGCCCCAGUUACCCUUGAGGAGCGCGCUCACCAGUACUGGCACGGUGACGGCUGCAACCGCUGGUUUGACAAGCCACUCCAAUUCAUCGUCAAUGACAAUGGCACAGCCGGGUUCAUGGGCGAGCAUUCGAUGAUGGAUGGCACACCUACACAUCGACUGAACGAUUAUGUUAAUGAGAUGAUCUUCAACAACAAGCUGGACUUCUCAGACCCUUCAGUCCGCUCCAACCUGCCUGAUCCUACUCCAAUCAAGUUCCACGUGAAUAAGGAAGUCCAAGCCGAAAUUGAGCGCGCCACAAAAGACUUCACUGAGGUUAUUGGCAGCCACGAGCUUCGUGUACAAGCAUACCAAGGUUACGGCAAAGGGCUGAUCAAGAAAUUCAAAUGCUCACCCGACGCAUACGUGCAAAUGGUCAUCCAGCUCGCCUACUUCAAGAUGUAUGGCAAGAGCCGACCUACAUACGAAUCAGCCGCCACUCGUCGUUUCCAACAAGGCAGAACGGAGACGUGCCGCACAGUUUCCGACGACUCGGUCGCCUUCUGCAAGGCGAUGAGCGAUGGUUCUAGCGACCCUCAAGAGACGAUCGGGCUAUUCCGCAAAGCUAUCAAUUCGCACGUGGAAUACAUCAGUGCUGCAUCGGACGGUAAGGGUGUUGACAGACAUCUCUUCGGCUUAAAGAAGCUACUCGCCCCAGGCGAGGAGGUCCCAGCGAUCUACAAGGACCCUGCGUUUUCAUACUCGUGCAAGUGGUUUAUCUCGAGCUCGCAGCUUAGCUCGGAGUACUUCAAUGGAUAUGGGUGGAGCCAGGUCGUUGACGAUGGAUGGGGAAUUGCAUACAUGAUUAACGAGAACACUAUCCAAUUCAACGUUGUGUCCAAGGGUCUUGGUAGCGAUCGUAUGAGUUUCUAUCUCAAUGAGGCUGCGGGAGAUAUGAGAGAUCUCUUGCUUCCUACGUUGGAGGCGCCUAAGGCGAAGCUAUAG